AUGGCGUGCCUCUGGUUGCGGAAGUGCGCGGGGCUCCACGAGCAAGUCGCUGCUGCUCAGCGGGCAGAAGAUGGAGGGUGCAAACGGGCAGACCGUGCACUCCGGACGCCUGUGGGCUUGCUUGGAGACUGGCGUUUUGAAGCAUGGGCGAGGGCUCAAGGCGGGAACCGAGGCAAGGUGGUCCGGGGUGGCGGUGGGCGUUGCCUUCCGGCGGGUGGGCGGACCAAAAGAUCCGCUUGUCAGGAGUGGGAUUCGAACCCACGCCUCCAGGGGAGACUGCGACCUGAACGCAGCGCCUUAGACCGCUCGGCCACCCUGACGGCGCGCCGUGGCCCGUCGCCGUUCGCGUGCCUGGGAGCCCUUGGCCGGUGCGUUCCGUGCGCAACCCACGGAUCGCGCGGGCGGAGCAGGCACCGAGUGAACUCAACCGGCUGGCUCUGGCGCGGACGCCCUGGCGUCCCCACCCCGGACCCAAACCAUCUGAGGGGUGCAGGCCGCCCCUGCACGCCCCCGCCCCCGCGCCUCCGCCGGCGGGACCCCCGCAGGGCACGCGCCCACCAGGUCCUAGGAGCAGCCGCCUGGCUGUUUCGCCGGCGCCUCUUCCUCCCGGCGCGAUCCCUGCGUUGGAGACAGCAGACAGGGCGCACGGAGAGGUUUCACGCCACUCGGACCCGGAGCUGUCGGGGUCCCGCUCCGGAUCCGGGUGGGAUCGCAGGGUGCUGUGUUGGGUGUCGGGUUAGGUCGCGCCACCGGUGGCGGGUGGCGGGUGACAGGUCGCGGGCAGGCACGUGCCGGGCCCUUGCGGUCGGUCGGCGGAGGGGAUCAAGGCAGGGCUCGGUGUCCGCGGUCGGAGUGGGGUCUGGCGUCCCGUUGACCGUCGCCGUCGUCCUCGUUAGUAUAGUGGUGAGUAUCCCCGCCUGUCACGCGGGAGACCGGGGUUCGAUUCCCCGACGGGGAGGCAGCAAUCCUUUUUGGGCCCCGCCUCGGACUCAGCCUGUGUGCCCAACCUAUCCUCCUUCCGCCCCCCAGCUGGCCGCAAGGCGCCAUCUCGGGCCUGGACUGCCUGGUCCCUUGGUCCCUGUGGCCUCCUUGGCCCCCUUGGCCUCCUGCACCUCCUGCCUUUUCUUGUCCCCGGCCGCUUGGUCGCCACAGCUUGGCGGCCUCCUCUCGCCCCCACGGCGCCCAACGAGCCGCCGGCCCAAAGUGGCUGUCGGAAGAGGCUCCCUGCCUCGGGCCCAGGGCCCGGUGGGAGACGGAGAAGUGAGGACCCUGUGGGCCCUCAGCGGCUGUGGCCCCGCCCGGCACCUGGUUUACGGCUCUGGCGGCCCCGGCCGGCGAGGGAGAGAGAGCGCCCCCAGAGGCAGGCAGGCAGGCAGCCGGUCCGACCGGAGCCGCCACGCUCCGGUGGGGCGCGGGGCAGCCUUAGGCGGCGCCGUCGCAGCGCGCAGGGCGGCGGCGGCCGGGCUGUCGGUCGGACGGACGGACGGACUGACAGAGGGACGCAGCGGCCAGCCGGGCUGCGCCGGGCUUAGGCGGCGCGCUCGCUCGCGGGAGCCCCGGGCUGACAGUGCUGUUGGUGGUAUAGUGGAGAGCAUAGCUGCCUUCCAAGCAGUUUACCCGGGUUCGAUUCCCGGCCAAUGCAGUGGCCCACCUUUUGCUAGGGUCUCAAGCGCCCGAGCCCGUCGUGUCCGGUCUUGGCCUCUGGCUGCACGCCUGUGCGCCCCGGUGGGAGAAGGAGGAGGUGGCGGUGUUUGGAAGGUGGACUGCGAUCGGGACCAGAGCUGCUGGGGCAGGCUCUCUUCCAGGUUUGAGACCCUCUAGCUGGACAAGAUUCCCGGGCUCGCGUUCAGUUCUCAACACGAGACCACUGGCUAUGGCGCCGGGCAGGCGGAGCUGUGACUAUCACUCUCUCGGCCGGAUUCUGAUUUUCUUCGUGCGGACCGGACAUCGAUGGGAUUCCUGUGAUAUGUGGGAACACGUGUAGAUUGCAGAGUGAUGGACUGCGGGGAUGUAGGGCAUCCGUCCCGUCGAUAUCUGUCAGCUCUCCCUCUUGGGAACAUCACAGGCGCUGUCUUCCAGCUCUUUGGAAACACACACUCAUACACACAUCACUGUUACCUAUAGUCGCCCUACUCUGCGAUGGAACAUUGGAACGUAUUCCUUCCAUCGAACCGCAGGCUCGUACUUCUUUCCUCCAACCUCUCCUCACCCGGGUCUUCCACACGCCCUCUCCAGCCUCUGGUUCCUACCGUUCUGCGCUCUACCUCCACCAGGUGGACUUUUUGAGCUCCCACGAUAGGAGUAAGGACCUGCCCUCUCUGUCUUUCUCUUCCCGGCUCACUUGACAUUGCAUCACUGACCUCCAGCUCCAUCCGUGUUGCUGCAAAGGAGAGGAUUCGUUCCGUUUGAAGGCCAAGUAGUAUUCCCUGCUGUUUAUAUGCCACGUCUUUAAUCCAUUUGCCAGCCGAUGGAGUCUUAGGUUGAUGCGAUGUUUCUGCAAUUGUGAACAGUGGUGCAUUAAACAUGGGGGUGGGGGUAUCCCUCUGAUAUUCAGAUUCCCUUAUGCUUUGGAUGAAUACCCAUCGCAUCCGUGGGAUUGCCAGAGGCAGUGGUAGCUCUACCUGUAGUUAUGUGUGUGGGAGGGGGUGGAGGAGACUAAGGGUCGGGUUGAGGUGCAGUUUCCUUUGUUUGUUACUUUGUUGUGUUUGGUUUGGAGAAAUCUCCAUGCUGCUUUUCAGGGUGGCCUGUGAGGGUCGCCCCUGCGAGAGGCUAACAACUUGGCCUCCGCCAUUAAGUGAGCUUGAUUCCUUACACACUCUCCCUGGCUGGAGGCUGUCCAGCUAUGGGGAAGAAAAAUUGGGAGAAGAAUGACUAAACAGAACACUAUUUUCAGCCUUCUUGGUUGAUGAGAUAAAGGCUGGGUGAAGUUGAAGUGAUUCAACUGGGUAUUGUGUUCCCCUUUCUGGCUUCUAAUUUUAACAUGUUCUAUGACUUUGUUUACCAGGCAUUGUUUCAGCCUGGUGACCUCCCCUGCGGCCCUUGUCUUUUGCAGAUGCAUGGUUUACUGCUGAGCUUGUGACUUCUAGAUAAUUGAAGAUUGUUAUCCGAGUAACUGGUUGUUCUGAUAAUAUUGAUAAUCAGCAUCACCUACUUCCCCCUUGACCUUUUAAAUCAGUAUCUGUCCCUUUUACUAGUUCCCCAGAAUUGCUUUCUGUUUCUUUUGUUAUUUAAGGAAUGCUUUGAUCUGACUUAACAUUAAGUAGAAAAGUAUAUAAUGGAACCUACUGCACAAAUAAAAUUGCUGUUUUGGGCAUAGCCUAAUCAGUCCUCCAGACCCCUCUCUCUGUCUUCUUUUUUUCCACGCAUGGUCUCUUCCAGGUUUCGGACCCUCUCGCUGGACCUGGGCUCGUGUUCAGUUCACAACAGUGGCCGGCCUUAUUCACCUUUCCACCAACGGUGCCUAAUUCUUCGGUUUGGUCCGCCUGCUCUUCGGGAUGGGUUAUUUUCCCUGUGGGUUUAAUGACAGUCAUCCUAAGCGGGGUUGAUGACAGCUCCUCCUGGUUUCCAUUGGCAUUUCCCUGACAAUUGGCGAGGCUGAGGAUUUUCUCUUCAUACGCCCGUUGGUGGGCCAUUCCUAUGUGUUCUCUGCCCACUUUCCAAUGGGAUCAGAUGGCGUACGCAUGGCCUGGUGGAUGCCUAUUGGUGUGUGUUUUGGGGGGGCUGGGUGCGUGUAUGUAUGCAUGUUCCCCCUCACUGUUGACAUGUUUGAGUUUCUUGCCUAUUCUGGAUGUGACGAUGAAGCUUGAGAGGUUCCGCUAGUUAGACCAACCUGGCCACGGGCGUUGAAGCGUGGAGAUGCUGGAGCUGGUGGGAAAAACCCAGCAACCAAGGUGACCAAAGCACAUGUGGAAAGUUGGGGUUCAGGAUAGACUGGUAGUGGACAUUGGUUUCCCAUUUCUUCACCUUCGCUCUCUAACUUCUCCCCAGCUGGCAAGGAAAACAUGGAGAUGGCGCAUAUCCCCAGCGCCUAGAUUUGCUGUGGAAUUUCUUCCCAUCCCCUCCUUAGCACAGAUCAGCCCAGUUGUCCCAGCCUCUGUCCAGCCCAUUAUCGACCUUAGAGCUUGGCCGAUCCCCCAAGUCAAUGGCAGAGCUCAGUUGAAUCCCUGCCGAAACUUUCCUUUGGGGCAAAGUAGAGGUCUCCGGGACCGCCGAAGCCUGUCCCUUGACAUUCGGGGGAUCUUGGCAAAGUCGGAUUGCCUGCCGAGACCAGACCCUAUCGGGGUGAGAGAGGCUUGGCAUCCUCACGGGAGCCUGGCUUGCUUGCCAGCGAGAUGUGGGUGUGUGUCAGUGCGUGAUAGUGAUGGACAAAGGUGUGUGUUCCCGUGGCUGGCAACCACCCCAGCACGGGACUAGGGUCUGACACCAAGGAAAGCACAGAAGCAUGUCGACCAGGGACUGGGAAGCAGGAGAAGAAGUCCAGGGUGUCCAGGUGGUACACAGGCCAAGGUCUGAGAACGAAGCGGUCCAGUCAGAAGGAGGUUGUGCCAAUGCCUGGGGCGUUGAGGGACAUUGCGGGUGGCAUGUGCCGUCUGAGGGAUCCCAGGUGGUGGCAGUGCUGGUGUGUGUCUGAAGAGCCUGAAGGAAAUCAAGACUGGGGGAUGUGAGUCGUGUGAGAAAGAGGCACUGGUAGCCAGAGGGAAAGUUGGCUGUGCUGCUG
Callithrix jacchus (white-tufted-ear marmoset) is the source of this 4717-nucleotide messenger RNA. RefSeq lists its product as uncharacterized. The record is from RefSeq and is a predicted model, not a curated record. NCBI's taxonomy places the organism in Eukaryota, Metazoa, Chordata, Mammalia, Primates, Cebidae.